Molecule: messenger RNA, 759 nt
Organism: Umbelopsis ramanniana AG
Lineage: Eukaryota; Fungi; Mucoromycota; Umbelopsidomycetes; Umbelopsidales; Umbelopsidaceae
Exons: 3
Biological process (GO): water transport; glycerol transmembrane transport
Cellular component (GO): plasma membrane
Molecular function (GO): glycerol channel activity; water channel activity
Source: RefSeq, a predicted model, not a curated record
CGAGAGCCUCUUUCUGAAUUCCUUGGGACAUGCGUGUUGCUAUGUCUGGCAUGUGGCUGCAUUGCGCAGCACACACUUUCGUUAGGUCAAUCUGGUAACAUCUAUGUUGGUCGCGCAUUGGCAUUAAUGAUGCCUAUCUAUAUAUCCGGUGGCAUUUCUGGAGGACAUCUUAACCCAUCUGUCACCAUAACGCUGGCUUGCUUUCGAGGGUUUCCCUGGCGAAAAGUACCUAUCUACAUUGGGUCACAGCUUUUAGGGGCGUUUACCGGAGCAGCGAUUGUUUAUGGUGCAUAUCACGAAAGCAUUAUCGAAUUUUCCAAACAGAAUGAUCCAAAUGUAGCAGCCAGCAUCUUUUACACUAACGCACUCCCCUAUUUGAGCAAUGGAUCGGCUUUUCUUGUGGAACUGAUCGGUACUGCCAUUAUGCUUCUUGUGGUGCUUGGACAAAGCGAUGAACAUAAUAUGCCUGCCGGACGAAACUCACCGUUGGUCAUUGGCCUGGUCAUCGUUAGCAUUGGAGUUAGCUUUGGAUGGGAAACAGGAUUUUCCUUAAAUCCUGCGGCUGACCUUGGCGGGCGUUGCCUGGCUGCAAUGGGCUGGGGACACAACGUGUUCACUAUUCAUCAAGGAUAUACAUGGGUACCAGUUGUGGCUCCAAUUGCAGGCGGUCUUCUAGGCGGCUUCCUAUACGAAUUCUUCAUAGACUCCGAGUCCAACCGCGCACUGUCCCACCGCUGGCGUGCUCACCACAAACUAUGA